Exophiala dermatitidis NIH/UT8656 is the source of this 3393-nucleotide messenger RNA. RefSeq lists its product as uncharacterized. Gene Ontology annotation, biological process: spindle assembly; meiotic cell cycle; microtubule nucleation. Gene Ontology annotation, cellular component: gamma-tubulin complex; equatorial microtubule organizing center; centrosome. The transcript has a single exon. Bases 345 to 3242 code for a protein of 965 amino acids. The record is from RefSeq and is a predicted model, not a curated record. NCBI's taxonomy places the organism in Eukaryota, Fungi, Ascomycota, Eurotiomycetes, Chaetothyriales, Herpotrichiellaceae. Gene Ontology annotation, molecular function: microtubule minus-end binding; gamma-tubulin binding.
GGCCCAUUCAUGGCUUCACACGAACAGCUUCAUGAGCAGAGUUGCGUGCUCAGUCGAUCCUGGUGUUCGUUGCUUGUCGCAGGGAAGCAAGCAGUGAGUAGCAAUUACAUGUAUUACCACUAUUUGGAAGCGGGCUCAUCAUUGGACCAUGGGUAGGGGUCCUUCUUGUUCCCGGGCGAGCCACGCGACGCGCCUAACUGCAACAGACUGAACUUCAACUUUAAGGUACUUUCCACAUUCAUUCGAAAUACCUUUGGCAAAUUGACGCCACAACAGACCAUUACCAGUGGUGUCUUGCAAAUCGAACGUAUGACACGAAAAGACUCUGACCGGGAAAAGGAGCCAUGGCUUCUACGACCGCCAUAAACACUUGGAUUGAGGAGUUGGCCCUUACCUUUAUUCCAUCAAAUAGCAAAUCCACAGGAAAAGACAUACGAAAGCACAAAGAUGCGUUUGUCCGCCGGAUCAAGGACCAUAACUAUGGCCGGACCGACCAAUUCGCGGUCGCCGAAAAGCUUUCCGGACUCGAAGAGAAGUUUAUGGUGGCUAACCUUGACGAUGUCGCCGAAGAAUUAUACUCGCGCCGUAUAAAACUGAGCAGAUACAACGAGCGUUGGAUCCCAGAUGUUCUUGAUCUACUGCUGCAUCUGUCUCAUGAACCAGUGAAAUACAGCCGGGUGGAAAAUUUACAAAGGCUUCGUCCUCCACUUCAGGCUCUUUUGCCUUUGAAAUGGGCUGACAUCAAUGCGGACGACCCCGUUGAUGCGGAGGACGAUAUCUGGAAAGUUCCGGACUAUAGCGAUUUCAGCUCUGACGAGGAUGAUAUCGUGGUUUUCAGCAACAAAAAGUCUCCUGCAAGUGCUCCAGAACUCAGCCAGAAGCAGCUCGCGCUCGAUAAGAUUCUUGACCUUCGUGAGGACGAUGUCAAUCCAAACUCGUCUCAUGACUUUAAAACCGCUCAGUUCUGGCGUGGUCCACAGCAGGAUGCGGCCCUCAAUGAAAAGCAAGCAGUCAGGGAGAUUUUGUUCAUGUUAACCGGACUUCCCACAGCGAUGUUCAUAUCUUCUGAGCGCGGACCACGGCCUAACCCUCUUUAUCGGAUCCGCCACCUUGAUCACGACGCUUCGAGAACACUCUUGGAUGCCGCAUCCGAUCUGGGUUCGCAGGUUGACAGGGUCCGCCAAUGGGUGGCAGUGCGGCAGACUGAGAAGGUCAUGCAAGUUAUUCAAGACAGGAUCAGCGACGUAUUAGUGGAGUUCGAGCGUCUUGUGUCUCGGGUCCAGUACGAUAUUCUGCAUGAGACGUCCUGUACGGGAGUCAUCAGUUUCAUGCAAAUAUUGCACAUGAUGAAGAAGAGGUCUGGUCGUCUAAGAGCCAUUUCUUCUAUCACGUCACAUCUGCCCCAAAAUGACACCGUUGCAUGUAUGAACAUACUCUACACAUGCAUAGACAGAGCUUACUCCGCUUGUGAUUCUGUUACCUCUGACACUCUCCUUCCAAUCUUCACUUCUGCCUUCCAGGUGUACGCACAACCUUACGAUACAUGGCUAUCUACGGGAAAAUUGACCUCCUCCACACCAUUCUACAUCAGCGAGAGCCAAGGGCGCCGUAGCGGAGCGACGCUGUGGCAUGAUUGGUUUAUGAUGUCUCCUGGGGGUGCAGAAAAGCUGCCUUGUUUCCUGCAACCCGUAGCCGACAAGAUGUUCAAGGCAGGCAAGACUGCCGCGUUCCUACAACAUCUAGGACAACCAAACAUCAAUCACGGCAAAGAGUUACUCGGAAUAGCUGACGCCUUGACUGAGACCAUAACGAUGAUGGAGACAUCCCCAAUUCCCUUUUCAGCUACCUUCGAAAUACUUCUGAACCAGAAAGUCGAUUCUCUUCUCGUCAGUUCCACUGCCGCGCUUCAAGAGAUUCUUGAAGGCCAUUGUGGACUCACGCGCCUGCUCGACGCGCUUGGAUACCUCUAUCUCGGAGUUGAUGGCGUCAUUCUAGACCGCAUUGAAAGUCGAUUGUUUGGCCGGAUUGAUCGGUGUCUCGACAUGUGGAAUGACCGGUUUCUCGUCGCAGAUCUGUUGGCCGAGGCGUACCAACGGGUCGAAUGCAUCGAAACUGACUCUAUCACGGUGCAAUCAACAUACACGUUCACUAAAAGCAUGGCGAGUCGGCGACGCUCCGUCAAGAUCCUUGGUACCGUGGCGGUCUCAUAUCCAGUCAGCUGGCCGCUAGCCAACAUCAUCCCACCGGCCUCGAUGGGUUCGUACCAGCGGAUUGCUUUGAUGUUGAGCCAAAUCCGACGUGCCAAGUUCGUUUUGGAGCGCCGAGCAUACUUCAACGUUCAGCACUCUGUGAUCGGUACUGGCGGUGAUGACCAGCCGAUCAUGCACAUGGGCAAAAGACCCGAGGAGAAUAUGGAAGCGGAUUUGCAUGUCCCAAUGAAGACUGAAGUGGACAUGAGGCAGACAGACCAAACACGAAGAAACGCCCAAGCCCUUCACACAACGCUGCUAUAUUUUGUCAACGUCCUCUACGACCAUCUCACCACAUGCACCAUUGGACCGCUAACAUCGGCCAUGCGUGCCAAACUCACAUCGGUCAUCCCAGAUGGGAAGGACGAUGUUACUACCCCUCUGCGGCCGGCCAGCAGCGUCGAUGACAUGAUCGCCGUUCAUGCUCGCUACGUGCGCACUUUGACGCAUGCUUGCCUUGUGAGCGCGCAGAUCAAGCCUCUGCGCGAUAGUCUCUUGGCCAAUCUGGACCUAUGUAUUCGCUUCGCUGAUCUGGUAGCUGUAAGCUCGGCGAGCGUGCGCAAGGCGGGUCCGCAGAGAGAAAGAGAAGGCUCUUUUGUCUCGGCCCGAAGCAGGCACCGAUCGAAGAGGCGGCAUGUGGGUAGACAUGGCAGCGUUACCCAGAUAUCAUCAAAUGACCUGUCGCACGAUAUGAGUGACUCUUCGUCGUUUGGGAAUGCCGAUGGCGACAGUGAUGGCGAACAGGACAAUACCGACGCAGAAGAAGAAAACGAUGACGAGCAAUACUCGACGUUCAUGCUCGACGAGGAUACCUCACUUAUGCAGGAGAUGACGAGCUUGCGCGCCGCGUUUGUCAAGCAUGCCUCUUUCCUGGUCGCCGGGUUAAGGGGCGCCGCAAAGACCUCGGCCGAGGUUGGGGACGGCUUCGAGUUGCUCGCGGAUUCACUUGAUGGGAUUGUAAUGAAAGCCCGGGGGAAGGGGACUGCUCUUUGAGGGAACAGGAGCAUUUGGACAGAAUGAGAGACUAGAAAUCAGCCUCCGAAGAAUUGUAUCAAUUUCCCCAAUAAUAAGGUACUUGGAUCUCUGUUUCGAUGGGUAUCAAACUUGUUCCUUUUCAUGAUUAAUGUCAAGACGUUCUCCUCCA